AUGCUCAGCAAGCAGCGGCUCAAUCGACCGGUUUCGCCGCACCUGGAGAUAUACAAGAUCGAACAGACGUAUCUCGGGUCCUCGGCCUGGAUGCGCAUCACCGGCUGCACCUUGACCGGGGCGGCAUACGCCUACUUUGCUUGCUACCUCGUGGCACCAGCGUUUGGCUGGAACUUGGACAGCGCCGCCGUGGCCGACGCGUUUGCCGGCUUGCCGUUUGCCGCCAAGAGUCUGGUCAAGUUUGCGCUGGCAUUUCCCUUUUCGUUUCACCUGCUGAACGGUGUCAAGCAGUUGGUGUAUGACAUGGGGAUAGGGUACAAGAAGACGACCAUUGUCAAGGCAGAUUACUAUGUAUGGCUGGCUGCCGCGGUGGGAGGACUGCUGGUUACAUUCGGGCUAUGA
Messenger RNA from Ustilaginoidea virens, 402 nucleotides. RefSeq lists its product as uncharacterized. Gene Ontology annotation, molecular function: succinate dehydrogenase activity; electron transfer activity. The transcript has a single exon. The coding region runs from base 1 to 402 and encodes 133 amino acids. Gene Ontology annotation, biological process: mitochondrial electron transport, succinate to ubiquinone; tricarboxylic acid cycle. The record is from RefSeq and is a predicted model, not a curated record. Gene Ontology annotation, cellular component: membrane. NCBI's taxonomy places the organism in Eukaryota, Fungi, Ascomycota, Sordariomycetes, Hypocreales, Clavicipitaceae.